Messenger RNA from Amaranthus tricolor (Joseph's coat), 1966 nucleotides. Its product is annotated as UDP-glycosyltransferase 88B1-like. The record is from RefSeq and is a predicted model, not a curated record. The transcript has a single exon. NCBI's taxonomy places the organism in Eukaryota, Viridiplantae, Streptophyta, Magnoliopsida, Caryophyllales, Amaranthaceae. The coding region runs from base 143 to 1552 and encodes 469 amino acids. Gene Ontology annotation, molecular function: UDP-glycosyltransferase activity.
UUUAAAUAUUUAAUUCGAUUUAGCUCAAUUAGGUCUAAUCUUACCUUAAUGGUCAAUUGUGUUAUAAUUUAUAAAUUGACAGGUUCCUUGGUCUGCUCAUAUUUCCCCGAAAAUUUCUUCCUUUUUAACACAAAUUGGAACAAUGGCGAAAAUAGUACUUUACCCAUCACCUGGAAUCGGUCACAUAAUUUCCAUGGUGGAGCUUGGAAAAUUACUCUUAUCACACUCUUCUUCUUCAAUAUCUUCCAUUACCAUUCUCAUCCCAAACUUCCCUUUCAAUGUUGGAUCUUACUCUUCUUACCUCUCUUCUGUUGCUUCUUCUUACCCUUCAAUCAACUUCCAUUCUCUCCCCCUUCUUCUGGGAGAUCCAUCAAAAUAUGAAGAUAUGGAACAAAUAUAUUUCGAAACUUUGAAUAGCAACAACCCUAAUGUUCUGAACGCCCUCAAAUUAAUUUCUCAAACUUCCCCAAUUUCUGCUUUCAUUAUUGAUUUCUUUUGUUACUCUGCACUACAAGUUUCUCAAUCUCUUCAAAUACCCACUUUCUUUUUCUGGGCUUCUGGUGCUUCUGUUCUUGCUUUCCAUCUUAAUUUCCCAGUUUACCACAAAAUUUACACUGAUUCUUACCGGAAUCUUAAUGUUUUACUUCAGAUUCCUGGAUUGUUCUCUGUUCCUUCAAGCGAUGUAGUUCAUUGUAUGCGCGAUCGCGGGGCGAGUUAUCAUGAGUUUGUUAAGAUGACUGAAAUCUUGCCAAAAUCUGAUGGGUUUAUUAUCAAUACUUUUGAUUCAUUAGAGGUUAGAGGUGUUAUGGGUUUAAAACAAGGGAUUUGUCUUCCUGGUACUAAAAUCCCUCCCGUUUAUUGCAUCGGGCCAUUGAUUGCUAAUCGGGCCGAGGGUGGGGAGAGGGAGAGACAUAAGUGUCUGAGUUGGCUCGACUCACAACCGAGUCAAAGUGUGGUGUAUUUGAGUUUUGGGAGUAGGGGUAUGUUUUCUAAGGAGCAAUUAUGGGAGAUAGCUUUUGGGUUGGAGAAAAGUGGGGUCAGAUUUUUGUGGGCUGUUAGGGCCCCACCUAGUAAGGACAGAGGUGAUGCAUUUUUGCCCCCACCUGAACCGGAUUUGGAUCUCAUCCUUCCGGAUGGGUUUUUGGAUAGGACUAAGGAUAGGGGUCUUGUAGUCAAGUCAUGGGUCCCACAAAUUGGGGUGUUGGGUCAUGAGUCAUUGGGUGGGUUCGUAACGCAUUGUGGGUGGAACUCGGUUUUAGAGGCUAUUGAUGCUGGUGUGCCUAUGGUGGCAUGGCCGCUUUAUGCUGAACAACGAUUUAAUAAGAUUUUACUUGUCGAGGAGAUAGGGAUUGCAUUACCGAUGAAUGAGUCUGAACAUGGUUUUAUGAGCUCAAGCGAGAUUGAGAAGCGAGUUAAGCAAAUUAUAAGUUUAGAAGGUGAAGUUGUGAAGAAAAGAGUAUUAGAUUUGAAGUGUAAGGCUAAGGCUGCAUUGAAUGAAGAAGGUUCAUCUAGAGUAGCAUUGAAAACAUUAGUUGAAUCGUAUAGUCGUUAAGGGGAUGCAUUGUAAGACGACCCAUUAACACAGUUAGAUAUAUUGGUCCUCAAAUCUAUUAUCAUUUUUAUAUUUGGUUUUCAGUUUGCUAAAAAUUCAAAUAAAUGGUCACAAAUCACAAUGCAAAUUGUGUUAUGUUGUUGAAUCUUUGUUCGGUUUUUCAUUAUUCUAGCGUUGGUAUCAUGGUCAUUUGAGAAGUUAUAUUAUAGGCUCAUAUAUGUAAAGUGAAUGAACAUCUAUAUUAUGAGCAAUUAAGCUUGACAAGCAUUACUUUUUGAGGACAAAAUCACUUAUUAUUGAUAAGUGUAAUUAUUUGCACUUAUUUAUAUUAUUUUAUACUCUUUAAUGAUGGUCGUUGUUAGUAAUUUUGUGCUUAUUUUGAAGAUUUAUGCUACAUUACUCAUUUUAGUUAUU